UUUAUAAAUCAUAUAAAAAUUGAAAUCUGUUAUUUAUAAUUAUUUAGAAACAAUACAAAAGAUACACUAAAUUGAGCAUAACUAAUGUGAAGUAUUUGCUAUUGUAUUGCAAAAAUCUAUUUCGUAAUUCUAUUACAAUCGCGUUUCCCGCGUUUGAAAGUGAAACUUUCACGAUAUAAACAAUAAGACAAAUACAAUGUUAUCUACGGGUGAUUUAGAAAGGCUUAUUAGUAUGAAAAGGCGUGAGAUAGAGAAAGAGAAAAUGCUUCUCGGCCUGUCUUCCCAUCUUGUUAAUACACAAAAUGUGAUAGAAGAACACACGACAAGCAACAAAGGAGAGCAAGUGAACUUCACUGAAAGCGACAUUCUCUGUGAGAAUGGUACAAAAGCAGAAGAUAAGAAAGAAAGUAGUAAUGAUACACCGGACAGUGUGUUGGGAGAAAGCAUACCACCAGAUCUAGAAAGAUAUAUUAGGCGUUAUCUCGGCUUGCCAGUGAUGCUGAAAGCGGGCGAGUACUCGCCGAAUAACCCCCUAAUCCGCGGCGAAAGACCCACGGGGGAUGUUCUACUGGGUCUCGGCGAGUAUGAAAGAAGACGCAACACAUUACGCAAGUUGAGACAACAACAGUACAGAGAGUAUCUUGACCAGCAAGCGCAAAAGAAGCAAGAGGCAAAAGAAAAAGCCGAAAGGGAGCGCCGUGAACGGGAGCAGAGGGAGAGAGAACAAGAAGAGAGAGAGAGGGAGAGAGAGCAGGAGGAGAAGAAUAGGGAGCAGGUAGCGAAGAGACGGGAGAGUGGGACGGUAGAACGUCAGAAGUACAGUCCAGACCGGCGGCGGGCCAGCACCUAUAACGAUGCAUACUAUUCCAACAAAGUGGAUACAGGGGUGCAAGUGGACAGUAUCACAACUCCCCUCUCAGUUGCCGUACAAACCGAAGAUGAUGAUUACUUCCAUUUACCGAUGUCACGAUCGCAGCCUCGACUGACGGAAGCGGAGCGCGAGCUGUCUCCUCGUACUGUCGACGGACGCUUACACUGGCCCCCCGGGGGCGGCGCGGGGGGCGACGGGGGCGUCGCAGACAACAGGCGGCGCAGCUGCGGCGACUACGACUCGGGUGGUCGAUUGCGGCGCGAGGGAGGCUUGUUGGACGCAGAAGCUAUACAUCGACGAAACCUGCAGGCUGAGAAGGAAGCAGCAGAACGUCGCCAGUUUUACCAGCAAGAGCUCAGGAACCAAAUCCUCGAGCAGCAGAGGAUAAAAGAAGAAAGGAAGACGAGAGAGAAGAUGCUGGAGCAAGCUGAGAUGCGUCGGCUAGAGGAACAGCUGCGGAUGCUGCGGAUGGCGCAUGAGAGGGAAAUAGGCAAGCAACACGAGAUCACAAACACUAUGAAAGACGAAACUUUGGAAUACUCGCAGAAACGUUCAGAACUACAAAACGAGAUCGACAAAGACCAAAAACGUUUAUUGGUCGCUGCCAAACGUAAUACGGUGACGUCGAAGAGCGAUACCAACGUUACCAAAUUACCAUACUGUUACCAAAUACGGGACAAAGACAAACCAUUCUCAACGAAUAUAUCAGACAAUUCGAUAUUCUCGCCAAAUUACGACGUAGACAGUUAUUUACGACGCAAUCUUAAUUUCAAAGACAAUGUACUAAGAAAUAGACCGGAUAAUAUGAAGAAUACACGUGGCUUAGAUAUAGAAAGUAUUGGUAACUUUGAUAGAGUACACGAACGGAAUAAAGAUGCACUGAAAUCACGGAAUACAAGACAGAAAGACGUCGAAGAUCCAUUACCAAUCCCUGUUCUACGACAUUCGCCCGUAACACAAUCGGAUAAAGUUGAUAGUUCAAAUUUGAGUGAUGCAAUGAAAUUAGUUGAUGAUAAAUGGAAGGUGCCUGUGGUACAGAAGAAUAUAUUGAAGUCUUUGCCUAACGAUGAAGGUAAGAGUGUCAGUAUAUUGACCCAGUUGGGGUCUAUUAGAAGGCAAUUGCAAUUGGAACAGCUGAAACUGGAUAGAAUGAAUGAUGACUUUUGAUCUAAUUCACAUAUUACCUGCCUUUACACGUUCGCUCUUUUACACGUGAAUCGGCUUUCACGGAGGAAACAAUGUGCAUGUAUAUGUAGAUAAAGGGAACGAGAAAGACCGCGCGCGGAAACAGUAAGCGCAUUCCCGCGUACAAAAUCGUGCGUGCUUUAGCGUCUUUUUGUAAUAAUUAAUUGUCAUUAUCAAAUGGUGGACAUCUGACUAUGGAGCAAAAACAUAAUUAUCGAAUUGAUAAUGUUUAAAGAUAAAACUAAAAUUAGUGUAACAAUAAACAAAAUAUUAGAAGAAAUUAAAAGUAUGGAGUUUGUCUCUGGAAAUUAUAUGUGAAAAUAAUAUAAUUUUUUAAAGGAAAGUGAAAUGAAACUUUUAUUUAUCACACGUGAAAGAGUGAACACAAAAAAUAGUGAAAUGUAAUCACUUACGAUUGCACUCGCUGAAUCGCGCGCGCUC
Molecule: messenger RNA, 2497 nt
Organism: Achroia grisella
Lineage: Eukaryota; Metazoa; Arthropoda; Insecta; Lepidoptera; Pyralidae
Product: caldesmon-like
Exons: 10
Coding region: 197-2038 (613 amino acids)
Source: RefSeq, a predicted model, not a curated record